AUGGAUUUGGACACAAACUGCAAUUCAAGAAGCAAUAAAGCUAAAAAAAAAAUUUCAACGCCGCAGAAGAAAUGCAGCAGAGAAGGACAGCUAGAGCUUGGUUCAACUCGUGAAGUCAAAGACACAACUACUGUGCAACCACUUGAAAGAAGUCAUAUUGAGGAACCAAGCUGGCCACAUUUUGCAGAGGAAGACUAUAUUGUCUUCUGCUUUAAGGAGGACGGAGAUUUCGACGUUGUGAAGGAUGGUUAUAAUAAAUCAGAAGCAUCAAGUUGCAUAGAUUGCAGAACGAGAAGUUCGAGGCCUGUGAAUCGGAAGGUUAGUGAGAAGGGAUUACAGCUUCAUUAUGUUGAAGAUACAAGAACAGUAGAAAGGUGCAGAAAUGAUGGUGAUUCUAUCAUGUCUGAUCAGAAGCAUUAG
Molecule: messenger RNA, 420 nt
Organism: Ziziphus jujuba (common jujube)
Lineage: Eukaryota; Viridiplantae; Streptophyta; Magnoliopsida; Rosales; Rhamnaceae
Product: protein BREAKING OF ASYMMETRY IN THE STOMATAL LINEAGE
Exons: 3
Coding region: 1-420 (139 amino acids)
Source: RefSeq, a predicted model, not a curated record